Aspergillus oryzae RIB40 is the source of this 822-nucleotide messenger RNA. Its product is annotated as oxidoreductase, short chain dehydrogenase/reductase family. Gene Ontology annotation, molecular function: oxidoreductase activity, acting on NAD(P)H, oxygen as acceptor. Lineage: Eukaryota; Fungi; Ascomycota; Eurotiomycetes; Eurotiales; Aspergillaceae. The transcript has a single exon. Gene Ontology annotation, cellular component: intracellular anatomical structure. The coding region runs from base 1 to 822 and encodes 273 amino acids. The record is from RefSeq and is a predicted model, not a curated record.
AUGACCCCACCACCAGCAACAAACACCGAGAGCGACCCUACCACAGCGGCGCAAAAGAGGUUUACAGUGCAAGGAAAUGCGGUUGUUACUGGCGGUGCCGGUACCUUGGGAUUGCAGUCGUGUAAUGCGCUUCUCGAGCACGGCCUAAACGGUCUUAUGAUUAUGGACAUGGACCCAACGAUUUCGCAGAAAGAAAUCGAAGAGCUGCGGGUGAAGUACCCCAAAGCCAAGAUUGCUACACUGAAAGUCGACGUCACCGACGAGGUCGCCGUGGAGUCAGCAUUUGUGGAGACCACAAAAGUGCUGGGAUCAGUGGAUGCGCUGCUCUGUUUCGUAGGUGUAGUCGGAUGUGUCAACUCAUUGGAGAUGCCUAUCCCGCAGUGGCGAAAGAUCAUGGAUAUCAACACCACAGGCUCUUUUAUCUGCGCACAAGCGGCUGCCAAGCGCAUGGUGGCUCAAGGAACGGGCGGCUCCAUUACCUUCGUUGCAUCGAUUUCCGGCCACCGUGUGAACUUUCCGCAGCCGCAGGCUGCAUACAAUGUCAGCAAAGCGGCAAUUCUGAUGCUAAAGAGUUGUCUUGCGGCGGAGUGGGCUCGUUAUGGUAUCCGGACGAACAGUGUCAGUCCGGGGUAUAUGGAUACGAUUCUGAAUGCAGGUGAUGGCAUUGCCGAGCACCGCCGGAUUUGGGCCGAGCGCAACCCUAGUGGACGAAUGGGCAGUCCAUCUGAGCUGACGGGCGCCAUAGUAUUAUUGGCGAGCAGCGCCAGCACAUAUAUUAAUGGUGCUGAUGUUGUUGUCGAUGGGGGACAGAUUCUGUUCUGA